Didymodactylos carnosus is the source of this 534-nucleotide messenger RNA. The record is from the annotation of a GenBank genome assembly. Lineage: Eukaryota; Metazoa; Rotifera; Eurotatoria; Philodinida; Philodinidae.
AUGGAUGCAUUUCUGCAUAUAACAUUAUUAAACGAAUGUUAUUCGAAAAAUAUUCAACCCUUGACCGAAAAACAUUUAAAACAAAUUGAAAUAGAUGAUGAACAGUUAAAAACACUCAAACUUGAAUUGGAACAAAAAUACGAUUUAAUCGAAGAAAAAAUUCGACAAAAAGUAAACGGUAACACUGUUUUAGAUAUAGUUGAUGAACAAAUUGAACAGUUAGAAAAAUUACAAGAAAGAUAUGAUCAACUUGUUGAGAAACGUCAGAAAAUAGCCACAAAAAAUCACCAACAAUUAGAAAAAUUUAUAUCGACAUAUGAGCUAGCUUUAACUGCAUUGAAAAUGGAUAUUAGUGAUCGUAGCGUGUUAGCAAAUUCGAUUAACAAUGGCGAAGAUCAACAAUUGAACAUCGAGCCAUUAAAUAAUUCAAAUCUGUUUCAAAAUUCACAAUUUAAUACUCAACAAAUGGAUACAUUGUUCAAAAGAAGAUUGGAUAACUAUUGGAAAGAUGGUAGUUCUAUACAUUAUCGUUAA